Molecule: messenger RNA, 1942 nt
Organism: Physella acuta
Lineage: Eukaryota; Metazoa; Mollusca; Gastropoda; Physidae
Product: tyrosine-protein kinase transmembrane receptor Ror
Biological process (GO): multicellular organism development; protein phosphorylation; positive regulation of phosphatidylinositol 3-kinase/protein kinase B signal transduction
Cellular component (GO): signaling receptor complex; axon; plasma membrane
Molecular function (GO): neurotrophin binding; ATP binding; neurotrophin receptor activity
Source: RefSeq, a predicted model, not a curated record
CAUCUUCUCCUACCCACAGCAACACAACUCGACCACAGGACGGCUGAUAAACGAGACCUCAUCUAUGCUGAGGAUCCAGACUGACCCCCCAAGCGGCGAGACCGCCCUCUCUCACAUUCUCGCUCCUGCCUUCUCUUCUCUAGCCCUCGUCAUCGUUGUGGUGGUGAUCAGUUUGCUGUAUCGUCGUCGUUAUAUUAACAAGCAGGUGUACGCUAAACGAAGCGAGGAUAGCAAUAUCAGAAACAACGAUGGCGCCCUGCUACUAGACCGGAUGAACAAUAUCAACAAAAACCCGACCUAUUUUUAUCCUAACGGGGUCGUGAACCGGAGGAACAAUGUCAAGGAGGUUUCGGCUGAGAAUAUCAAGCUGAUGGAGGUGGUGGGGGAGGGUGCUUUUGGACAGGUGUUCAGAGGUCAUUUGGUGACCCCAGACUCUGAGACUCAUAUCCAGGUGGCGGUCAAGGUCAUCAAAGAUGGAACCACUCACGAGGCACAUGAAGAUUUCGAAAGAGAGGUGGAGAUUAUGGCGUCUUUCGACCACGAUAAUAUUCUCAAACUGCUUGGUAUUGUUGUACAAGGAACUGGUGGAACACCAUACAUGAUAUUUGAGUACAUGGACCACGGAGACCUCUCGGAACUGUUGAGGAAAAAUGACCCCCAUUUCCGGCCGCGACAUAGCCGGGGUCUUAUACUCAACAAGACUGACCUAGUUGACGUCAGCGUGCAAAUAGCCAGUGGGAUGAGCUACCUGGCCGCUCAGAGGUUCGUUCACCGCGACCUGGCCACGAGGAACUGUCUGGUGGGCAAUGGCCUGAUUGUCAAGAUCUCAGACUUCGGCAUGUCACGGGAUGUCUACACGAAUGACUAUUACAGGAUCGGAGGCUCGAGGAUGCUGCCAGUUCGCUGGAUGUCACCAGAGGCCAUCAAGUACGGGAGGUUCACAUGCGAGUCUGACAUUUGGGCGUACGGCGUUGUGUUGUGGGAGAUCUUUAGCUUCGGGAAACAGCCGUACUACGGGCACAGCAAUGAGGAGGUCAUUCACCUCCUGGACCAGGGCAUCCUGCUUCAGAGACCGGAAGACUGCCCGUCCACGGUCUACCACGUUAUGCUCGGCUGCUGGAAGCGGGACCCACGUCAGCGGAUCGCCUUCGACCGGCUCGUCAAAUACCUAACGGACUACCGGAACCGGCUAAACCGUCCGGCCAUCUCCCAGCAAUCUCCCCAGCAAACGGUUAUAAGUUCAAAUCCGGCUGGGGUGAAGAUAGGUAGAAUAAAACCAAGCGUGAAUUUGGAGAAUGCUAUCGAAUUAAAACCGGACACGGCUGAGACUUUUUAUCAAAGUCUCGGAAACACCGAGACCGGUUCGGAGGAUCACAGAAGUAGCAUGGAGACCGUGACGUCAGGUGUGACGUCAUGCGAGGACACGGACCAGGUGAAGUACUGGGAGCUACGUCCAGGACUGGGCAACGCCAGCAGCGUCACGAGUCGAGGUAGCACCAGAGAGGACUCCUCUUUCAUCUCAGUCGGGUCGUCAUUCUCCCUCCCCUCCGUCAUCUCCCAAAACGACUCGGAAGAAUACUUCAGCCAGUUCUGCCCGGAAGAGAGAACUCACGCCCCGGCCAAUCAAACGCCUGUGAUGUAUUCCACGCUGAACUUCGAUGACGUCAUCGCCGUAGACGGAACCAGCAUGUCGUCUGCUGCUUCGCCCGCGCGUUCGGAUUUGAACCAGAACUCAUUGAACGCAUGUGAGGUGUCUGGAACUGACCAUGUUCCUUCAAGUGCCAUUGGUCCUGAUCUAGUGUUACCUUCUCCUGUGUUGGCUAGCUCCGCCAGUGUGGUAGAUCCUGACGAUACAACAGGACAUUCAAUAAGUUCGGAUACAAAAUUAUCAGUGGCGAACUAUAGUGAGACUAAUUCAGCGCAACACACAUUGUUUGCUUAG